Microthlaspi erraticum is the source of this 1008-nucleotide messenger RNA. Lineage: Eukaryota; Viridiplantae; Streptophyta; Magnoliopsida; Brassicales; Brassicaceae. The record is from the annotation of a GenBank genome assembly.
AUGGCGUUUUCAAAGAAGCGAGCAAGAAGUUUAGAUUCAAACGAAGCAGAAGAAGCACACCCGAAGAGAGAAUUCGACCUUAACAAAGAACCGGAAGAUGAAGACGAAGACGAAGCGGACCUGUACGAAGAAGCACCCCCGAAGAAAGAAAUUGACCUCAACAAAGAACCGGAAGACGAAGACGAAGACGCUAAUCAAGACAAAGCAAGAGAAGAAAUGGACGAAAUCGUUACUGCUUCGUUCGCGAUAAGCCACAUGGCGUUUAUCCGAGACAUAACCCAAGCUGAGAAUCAAAGAAACAUGCAACCGGAGACAGAGACAAACGAAGACGACGAUGAUCAGGAAGAAGAAGAAAGAGCUUCGAGCGAUGAAACCGACCUCAAGAACAAAGAAGCCGAGGAGGAUCAAGAUGAUCAGGCUAAAGAAGAAGUCGACCUAGACAAGAUCUUGGCCUCUGUAGUCAGGAGAAAACGUACUGAGAGGUAUGAAGUAAAAGUGGAGCCGAAAGACCAAGACGAAGACGAUUCCGAACAAACGUUGAGCUUACUUUGCCGAUGGGAAAUGCCGGCGAAUCCACCGGACAAGAUCAUCUACGGCGGCCUGGUUGAGCAAUGCAGCAGACCGAUUCGAAAGCAGCUGACGGAAAGUGACGUAAGCGUUGAAGAAGAGAGGAGUAGUAAGCUGACGUUAGCGAAAUCUCAAGCGGCGAAGAAGUUUCUGCCUCUUCUUAGUGGUAAAGAUGGGAUUGAGGUUUCGGUGUAUGGACCGGACGGGAAGGUUCAUGAGAUGAAGAUGUGGUUUGGUGAGCAUUCGUUUGGUUUGACGACGGGGUGGAGGAAGUUCGUCGGAGAUUAUGAGCUCAGGGAGUUUUGCGAUAUCGUCACGGUUUGGAUGUUUCGGCACUACACGACUCGAAAGGUUUGCUUGGCUAUUGACUCCAAAAGGUUUGUGUUCAGGAAACAGUUGAGUAAGAGGAUCUCUAUGGCUGCUUUCGAGGAUUCCGAUUGA